Alternaria rosae is the source of this 937-nucleotide messenger RNA. RefSeq lists its product as uncharacterized. NCBI's taxonomy places the organism in Eukaryota, Fungi, Ascomycota, Dothideomycetes, Pleosporales, Pleosporaceae. The record is from RefSeq and is a predicted model, not a curated record. The transcript has a single exon. Bases 104 to 457 code for a protein of 117 amino acids.
GGCGGUGAGUAUCACGUUCUUGCGAUCACCCGGCGAAGGUUGCAGCCAAUACUUAUGCGUCACCGGAUCAUGCGACCCUCAAACCCGGACGUGUCGUCACGAGAUGCGCUGGCGCUCUCCGAUUGUGCCCGGGCAGUACUUCCACUACAUUUGGUGUACUGUAUCUUUGCUGUAUCCUUGCCAUGCUUCGCGGAUCCUGGUAUCUCCUCUGACUGGCCCAAUCGCCAGCAGACGCACCGUCGGUGUUGGUGUGAGGGUUACAGUUCAUCGACGCCUUAUGACCAUCUACCAUAUGGUGUCCGGCAUACUUGAUGCUGGGGUCCUUUCGUCCCCACAGGAUCUCAAACUUCAGGUACCAGCACGUCAAGGAGUAUCGACGAACCAACAACGCGUCACAUCUUCCACACGGUCUUCAAGCAUCUUCGGUAGAUGCUGCAGGCAACUACUGGCUAUGUAGCAGUGGAGGAGAUGCUAGGCGAAGAGUACGCUGAUCUGCUAGCAACGAUAGCUACGGAUUGGGCCAAAUCAAGGCAAAUUCCGAAGAAGAGAUACAAGCUAGGCACGCAAGAAUAUGACAAGAGAGAGCAUGAAAGUAUUUGUAUUCGGUCAUGUGAGAACGGAUUGCGUUUACUUCAUACGAAGCAGACGCUCAUGUCGAUAUCUCGUGAAAAUGAACUUGGUUGGACCAUGCGACAUCAGACUCUGGUGUACCGAGACGAACGCUCAAGAUUAAAGAAAGAAGAUCAUCAUCCAUGACAUGAGAGGUCCUGCUUCUAGAUACAGGAUCAGUCGCUGUGAUCUCUGGGCGCAUUCAUUACCUUAACCACGAGCUGCUUGAUCUUCAUCUGAACCACCUUCCUGCAAGCAAGGUAGUUCCGCCCGUGUCUCAUCGUAUAGCUGGGCAAUGUAGUCUUUAUCUUCCCUCCAUGUCUUAGCA